Geosmithia morbida is the source of this 1641-nucleotide messenger RNA. Its product is annotated as oligosaccharide translocation protein RFT1. Bases 1 to 1641 code for a protein of 546 amino acids. NCBI's taxonomy places the organism in Eukaryota, Fungi, Ascomycota, Sordariomycetes, Hypocreales, Bionectriaceae. Gene Ontology annotation, biological process: glycolipid translocation; dolichol-linked oligosaccharide biosynthetic process. The transcript has 2 exons. The record is from RefSeq and is a predicted model, not a curated record. Gene Ontology annotation, cellular component: endoplasmic reticulum membrane.
AUGCCUAGAUCGGCCUACAAGGGGGAUCCUGCCGUCAGAGUGGCGGGGACGGAACCCACAGACUCCUCACCCGCCACUAGCUCUUCCGCCGUUAGAGGUGCCUCCAUGCUCAUCAGCCUCCAGCUCAUAUCCCGCCUCGUCACCUUCGCCGCGAACCAGAUCCUCCUCCGCUUCCUCACAGCCCCUCUUCUCGGUCUGUCGACGCAGCUAGAAGUAUACUACCUGUCUGUCCUCUUCUUUGCUCGGGAGAGUCUACGCGUGGCCAUUCAGCGCCAGGGUCCUGCAACAGCACCGACAAGCAGUGAGUCGCCGACCCCCAACAAGACGACUUCUGCUGCCGCCAGGGAGAGCCAGGCCAUCGUCAACCUCGGAUAUAUUGCCGUUGGGCUAGGAUCCGUCGUCAGCGUGGCACUGGGAUGGCUGUACCUCUCUUAUGCCAGCGAGGCAUCCCUGGCUGAGCCGUACCUGGCCCUGUCACUGAGGCUGUACGGCGUGGCAGCCAUGGUGGAGCUCCUGUCCGAGCCAUGCUUUGUCCUGCUCCAGACACGUAUGCAGUUUGGUACGCGUGCGGCCGCCGAGUCAACAGCCACUUUCUUCCGGUGCGCCGUCGUCCUGGGAUCAGCCGUGUGGGGAUCUUCCCGCGACUUGGGUGUCCUGCCCUUUGCUCUGGGCCAGCUGAGCUACGGCCUUGUCCUGCUGAUGGUGUACGCCGUUUCGGGUCAGAAAGAGGCCUCAGCCACGGGAUUCUCCCUCCUCCCGCGGCCCGCACUUGCCGACGGCAGCUACUUGUACCGUCCGACCGUCCGGCUCGCGGGGAGUAUGAUGGCCCAGAGCGUCGUCAAGCACCUCCUCACCCAAGGGGACACGUUCCUGAUCUCGCUCCUGUUGACACCCCAGGUCCAGGGGGCGUAUGCGCUCGCCAACAACUACGGCGGGCUGAUCGCCCGUCUGCUCUUCCAGCCCGUCGAGGAGAGCAGCCGUAGCUACUUCUCUAGACUGCUGUCCACGCAGCCUACAAACAAGCCUAGCAAGCCGUGCCCUGCCGUGCUCGAGGCCAAGAAGAGUCUCUAUACUCUCGUCAGGCUGUAUAUACUACUCUCGACAGCCGUUGUAAGCCUCGGCCCAUUUGCCGCCCGUCCGCUGCUGGCCAUUGUAGCCGGGAGACGGUGGGUCAACUCCGGGGCAGGCGACGUCCUGGCCGUGUACUGCUUCUAUAUCCCGUUCCUGGCCCUCAAUGGCAUUGCCGAGUCGUUCAUUGCGUCUGUGGCCACCGAGGCCGAGGUGCACCGCCAGUCAGGUUGGAUGGGCGUCUUCUCCGUCGCCUUUGCCGCCUCAGCCUAUCUCUUCAUGCGUGUGCUCCCCCUGGGCGCCAAUGGCCUCGUCAUUGCCAACUCGAUCAACAUGCUCUGUCGUAUACUGUGGUGCGCCGUGUCCAUCUCCCGCUUCUUCAAGUCCCGCGGCACCGACGCUGGGUUUGGCGCAUUGUUCCCGCGCAGCGCCAUGCUUCUCGCAGCCGCCACGGCCGCCGUGAUGCAUUGGCUCGACAUUGCCGACGGCGCUGAGCAACAACCUUUUGCGGCAUUGGUCAGGGUGUCUUCGUUUGCCCUGCCGUUGUUGUUAUCCUUGGCCGAACACGGAUAA